Amyelois transitella is the source of this 3259-nucleotide messenger RNA. RefSeq names its product cullin-3 (gene Cul3). Gene Ontology annotation, cellular component: Cul3-RING ubiquitin ligase complex. The record is from RefSeq and is a predicted model, not a curated record. Gene Ontology annotation, biological process: ubiquitin-dependent protein catabolic process; protein ubiquitination. Gene Ontology annotation, molecular function: ubiquitin protein ligase binding. The transcript is spliced from 15 exons. The coding region runs from base 271 to 3060 and encodes 929 amino acids. Lineage: Eukaryota; Metazoa; Arthropoda; Insecta; Lepidoptera; Pyralidae.
UCUGUCAUCUUGUAUCAUCUUUAUUCUCAUUUGUAAUGAGUGGUGUCGUAUAAUUAUUUUAUUUGGUACAUUACCUACACAAAUAUUAAAGUUAGUAAUAACAUAUGCAUAUAAACAAAAUAUCUAUCCACUGAAAUAUAAUACACGCUGGCUCUCUUAUACGAAUGUAUAUGAGAGCAACAAUGAAGUAUUCUUGUAACCGCAAAUGAACACUGAAGCAAAAUAUAAUAUACAUUUAGUGUUUUGUUGGUGUGAUAGAUUAGAGCUACAAUGAUGAAGAGUGCAAUGCCGAAGGACAAACCAGGCAAGAUGAGGAUCAGAGCUUUUCCCAUGACUAUGGAUGAAAAGUAUGUGGAAAGCAUAUGGAGCUUGCUGAAGAAUGCCAUACAAGAAAUACAGAAGAAAAAUAACUCCGGGCUUUCUUUUGAAGAACUCUACCGUAAUGCUUACACUAUGGUCCUUCACAAACACGGAGAACGGUUGUACUCAGGUUUGAAGGAAGUUGUCACUAAUCAUCUUGAAACAAAGGUGAGGAAAGAUGUCAUCCACUCUUUGAACAAUGGAUUCCUUCAAACUCUGAACAAUGCUUGGACUGAUCAUCAAACAAGUAUGGUUAUGAUUCGUGACAUACUUAUGUAUAUGGACAGGGUAUAUGUGCAACAGAAUGACGUGGACAAUGUAUACAAUCUGGGACUCAUCAUUUUCAGAGAUCAGGUUGUUCGCUACGGUUCCAUACGUGACCAUCUCCGACAAACUCUACUAGAAAUGGUGGCUCGCGAGCGACGUGGGGAGGUUGUAGAUCGGCUGGCCAUCCGCAACGCUUGCCAGAUGCUCAUGGUACUGGGGAUCAAUUCCCGGGCCGUUUACGAAGAGGACUUCGAAACACCCUUCUUGCAUCAGUCUGCUGAGUUUUAUAGGAUGGAAUCUCAGAAGUUCUUAGCCGAGAACAGCGCCGCGGUGUACAUCCAGCGCGUCGAGGCGCGCAUCAGCGAGGAGGCGGAGCGCGCGCGCCACUACCUCGACGAGACCACGGAGCCGCGCGUCGUGGCCGUCCUCGAGCACGAGCUCAUCGAGCAGCACAUGAAGACCAUUGUCGAGAUGGAAAACUCCGGCGUGGUCCACAUGCUGAUGCACACUCGCACCGGCGAGCUGGCUUGUGUGUACAAGCUGUUGUCCCGCGUGCCCGACGGGCUGCGGACCGUGGCGGACGCCGUGUCCUCGCACCUGCGCGAGCAAGGCCGCGCCCUGGUCACCGACCACCACAACAACACCAACGCUAUCACCUACGUCCAGAACCUUCUGGACCUGAAAGCCCGGUUCGACCACUUCCUGCAGAACUCCUUCAAUAAUGACAAACUGUUCAAGCACAUGAUCGCCUCAGAUUUCGAGUACUUCCUUAACCUGAAUAACAAAUCUCCAGAGUUUUUGUCGCUCUUCAUUGACGGCAAAUUGAAGAAGGGAGAAAAAGGCAUGAGUGAACAAGAGAUCGAGGCGGUGUUGGACAAGACGAUGGUGCUGUUCCGUUUCCUGCAAGAGAAGGACGUGUUCGAGCGCUACUACAAGCAGCACCUGGCCAAGCGGCUGCUACUCAACAAGUCCGUCUCCGACGACAGCGAGAAGAAUAUGAUCUCCAAACUGAAGACUGAAUGCGGGAGUCAGUUUACAUCAAAGCUGGAAGGCAUGUUCAAGGAUAUGACCGUCUCAAACACCAUCAUGGAAGAGUUCAAAGAGCAUGUCUUGUCCUCUGGCACGAAUCUGUACGGCGUCGAGUUGUCAGUGCGCGUGCUGACGACGGGUCUGUGGCCCACUCAGAGCGUCACGCCCAAGUGCAACAUACCCAUAGCGCCCAGAAAUGCCUUCGAAGUCUUCAGAAGUUUCUACUUGGCCAAACACUCGGGCCGGCAGUUGUCUCUGCAGCCGCAGCUGGGCAACGUGGACCUGCACGCGACCUUCCGUGGCUCGUCCUCGCCGCCCGCCUCCCCCCACUCCCCGCCCGCGCCGCGGCGGCACAUCAUACAGGUGUCGCCCUUCCAGAUGUGCGUGCUGCUGCUCUUCAACAAGCGGGACCGGCUCACUUACGAGGUAACCACACACUCCCCGCCCGCCUCCCCCCACUCCCCGCCCGCGCCGCGGCGGCACAUCAUACAGGUGUCGCCCUUCCAGAUGUGCGUGCUGCUGCUCUUCAACAAGCGGGACCGGCUCACUUACGAGGUAACCACACACUCCCCGCCCGCCUCCCCCCACUCCCCGCCCGCGCCGCGGCGGCACAUCAUACAGGUGUCGCCCUUCCAGAUGUGCGUGCUGCUGCUCUUCAACAAGCGGGACCGGCUCACUUACGAGGUAACCACACACUCCCCGCCCGCCUCCCCCCACUCCCCGCCCGCGCCGCGGCGGCACAUCAUACAGGUGUCGCCCUUCCAGAUGUGCGUGCUGCUGCUCUUCAACAAGCGGGACCGGCUCACUUACGAGGUAACCACACACUCCCCGCCCGCCUCCCCCCACUCCCCGCCCGCGCCGCGGCGGCACAUCAUACAGGUGUCGCCCUUCCAGAUGUGCGUGCUGCUGCUCUUCAACAAGCGGGACCGGCUCACUUACGAGGAAAUACUCAACGAGACUGAUAUCCCCGAGAAGGACCUGGUCCGCGCUUUACAGUCGUUAGCUAUGGGCAAGCCCACGCAGAGAGUACUCAUCAAACAUCCCAAGACGAAGGAGAUUGAGCCUUCACACCAGUUCUACGUCAAUGACGCCUUCACUUCUAAACUGUACAGAGUGAAGAUUCAAACAGUGGCGGCCAAGGGCGAGUCGGAGCCGGAGCGCCGCGAGACUCGCAACAAGGUGGACGAGGACCGCAAGCACGAGAUCGAGGCGGCCAUCGUCAGGAUCAUGAAGGCCAGGAAGAAGAUGGCGCACACGCUGCUGGUGGCGGAGGUGACGGAGCAGCUGCGCGCGCGCUUCCUGCCGUCGCCGGUGGUCAUCAAGAAGCGCAUCGAGGGGCUGAUCGAGCGCGAGUACCUGGCGCGCACGCCCGACGACCGCAAGGUGUACACGUACGUGGCCUAGGUGCGUACCGCCUCCCGACCCGCUUCACGCGACCACUCCCAGCGCAAUCGUUAUCGAACUCCACUAGCAGCCGGACGUCGACGGUUUCAACUGUAUCAUAAAUAUUGUAAAUAGCGGUAGCUUUAGUUCGAGCCUUGCGUGAUGUGAGACAGUGUUCGUCGUUUCCUGAAUCGAAUGUAUUAAAAUCUUCUUUUUUUAA